This is a messenger RNA of Paramuricea clavata, 381 nucleotides long. The record is from the annotation of a GenBank genome assembly. NCBI's taxonomy places the organism in Eukaryota, Metazoa, Cnidaria, Anthozoa, Malacalcyonacea, Plexauridae.
AUGACAGAACCGAUAGAUAACCCAGGUCCAACCCCCGAUGUUACAACCGGACCCCCGAAAAAAGUUAAAGAUCCACGCAGAGUUGCACAGGGAAAAAGACUGGCGGCGAUUAGUCAGCAGGCGAAAAAAGCAAAAAAAGCAAAGGAGGAGGAAAAUCUAAAAGCAAAAGUUCGUGAAGAAUAUACGAUGAAUGAAAGCGGCUGGAUUUCCGUCGAAAGAUUAUGUUUGGUUUUAGGCGUAGGAAUCGGGUUGGGAUCAUUGUAUUUAACGUGGCGUCGUGAAAAAAGCCCCGUGAAACGGGACGAUGAAAUUAUGUAUGAGAAUAACAAUGAUGUAGAAAAAGAUCCUCCGAAAGAACCGUUCGACGAUUUGUUUGAUUAG